This is a messenger RNA of Fulvia fulva, 1122 nucleotides long. RefSeq lists its product as uncharacterized. NCBI's taxonomy places the organism in Eukaryota, Fungi, Ascomycota, Dothideomycetes, Mycosphaerellales, Mycosphaerellaceae. The record is from RefSeq and is a predicted model, not a curated record. The transcript is spliced from 4 exons. The coding region runs from base 1 to 1122 and encodes 373 amino acids.
AUGACUGCCCACGUGGACAUGGCUACACCAUACGUCGAAGGACAUCGCUUCACCAGACUUGAGACGUGGAACCAUCAACCUGGGCUAUGGAUCGUGACGAUCUUGUCUUUUGCCUACGCCUUUAUCACUUUGUUGAUCCGCUAUUCGAUCAGACGCAAGCUUACUAGGGCGGACUAUGUUCUCUGGGCUGGCUUUGCUCUUGCCCUCGUCAGUUAUGCUCUCAUGCUUAAUGCUUUAAGGCACGGCGCCGGCCAAGCGCCGGAAGCGCUAUCAGAUGGAUCAUUCGCAACGAGUGCCAAGCUCGUGUCUGCAAGCAUUACUUUUCUCCUACUUGCCUGUGGCUGCACUACUUCCUCGCAGCUCUGUCAACUGGAAGAGCUGGUGCCCGGUACCACUGACAAAAUGCUGUGCUGGAUGGGCAUCGCGAUUUGCAUCUUCUGCUCUAUCUCGACACCGAUCUCCGUGUCUGCUGGGUGCUCAUCGUCUAAAGUUCUGAGUGCUGGGUCGGACCAAUGCUCUGGUGCUACUCUUCGAUGGACCAUUGCUAUGGCUCUCCUAAUUAUCAACUUCCUGGUACCCGCACUUCUACCAUUCCGAUUGUUCAGACUUCUACACACCAAGCUUCAGCGCAAGGCAGGAGUAUAUCUGGCAUUUGGAUUCCCACUUCUAUGUGUGUCAAUCGCGGCACUGACUGUGUAUCUGUACACUCGCUUUGUUCGCGACGGCCAGAGCGGUACUGGCGCAGUUGACUUCCUAUGCUGUCUGCAGGUACUCCUGGGAUGGGCCUUGAUCGCUCCAACGAUUCCCAUCGGCAAAGCUCUGGCCAUUAGGUUCACAACGCACGGUACAAUGGUCCUUAGUCAUUACGGGAGCAGUAAUGAUGGAACAGUCGCCGGCGGAGCCCGCAUCGGGGCCCAAAAUCAUGGCCCACAUCGGCCUUCCCAUUGGAAUGAUUACGAGUUCAAUCCAGAUCGCUUUAUGCAUACUUCUUCGAUCAGACACGAGCCACAUGACCAGAUAGCAAAGCUGUCAGGGUCGUUGGAUUAUGGCAUUCGCAAGACUGUGGAGACAGAAGUCGAGUCUGCGAGAGUGACGGACUUCAUAAUGCGCCAGCAGAUCUGA